Molecule: messenger RNA, 405 nt
Organism: Microthlaspi erraticum
Lineage: Eukaryota; Viridiplantae; Streptophyta; Magnoliopsida; Brassicales; Brassicaceae
Source: the annotation of a GenBank genome assembly
AUGAAUACUCAUCCUGGGAAGAUUCUGAGUUCUAUAGUUUCAGCCAAGCGUCUCAAUUUGUGUUUAGCAACCUCAAAGGAUGCAUAUCCUGUUGGUACUGUCUUCCACAGUCUUGUACAUUUAAGGCGCCAUGGCCUUCAGGCUAAUAAGUUGCGCCCUUGCUGGACUGAACCGAGCUCAGUUCCUGAAUGUCUGUUGUCGAGUCUUGAAACUUUUACUUGGGAAAAGUAUGAAGGAAUAAAAGAAGAGAAAGAAGUAGCAGCAUUCAUUUUAAGAAGCGCAAGCUGUUUAAAGAAAGUAACCAUUUCAUCUAAAGCCACCGACUCCGACAAGAAGCUUGAGCUGAUCAAGGAGUUGUCAUUUUCGGCCAGACGCUCACCUACUUGUCAGCUCGCAUUUGACUGA